AUGGCGGUAAACCACCACCUCGGCGGUCUGGCGCAUUGCGAAGUACUUCCGCGCGUGCUGCCGGCGCGACUGCGCGUUGACGUCGAGGUCGACGAAGCGGAUCUCGUCGCCCGGGAGGUGGAUCUCGAGGUGGGUCGCGCCGGGGUAGACGUGCGGGCCGUUCACGACGCAGCGCUGCAGAAGCGCCACCCGCGCCGGGGCGUGGGGGGGGACUUUUUCGGGAAAACUCAGCCGCCGCGCGAAGGGCCGCGGGAGGAGGACCUCGUUCGGCUCCACGACGUAGUCGGGCGAGAUGACGCUGCGGCAGGCCUGGUUCACCCGCUUCCCCAUCAUGUACAUGCGGAAAAGCCCCUCCUUCUUGGCGAAGCUGUUCAUCAUGUCGGUGUAGACCGCCGUCACCUUGGCCUGCAGGUUCUGCAGGUUCUGCUCGUUCGCGCGGAGUUUCUCGUUCGGGAUGCGGUGGCCCAUCCCCGCGCACUUCCGCUCGAUCUGAUAGAACUUCUCGAUCUCCUCGACGAAGCCGAGGACGUCCGACAGGGCCCGCGUGAGGGGGUCCGGGACGAUCACCCCGCCGGCGGUGACCUGCACCCCCGAGGAAAGCCGCAGGGCCAGCGAGGGCACCAGCAGGCGGUCGAUGAAGAAGACCUUGUAGAAAAGAUUCGGGGGAAGGGGGCAGUGGUACGGCAUCCCCACCGGGGGCUCCCCGAGAUGCGGGAAGAUGGUCUGCAGAAGCCGGUCCUCCCGCUGGCAGAGCUGCUUGACGUGCUCGCGGACGUGGGCGGUGAGGAAGUAGGUGCGGGAGCGGCCCUGCAGCUCGUUCAGCACGGCCCAGGCCGCCAGCUGGUGCUGCCCGAGAAUCCCCUUCGCGACGUUCAGCUCCGCGUUUUUUUUGUUGAAAAAGAAGAAGAGAUGGCCGUUCUUGGUCGUGAUCCGCGGCGACAGCCCGCCGCAGUGGGAGCAGACGUUCUCAUACUCCCUCAGCUCCGCCAGCGCCCGCUUGCAGAUGCCGUUUCGGAUAUCCAGCAAAGGCCCCAGCGAGGCCGCCUCGGGCGGCCGCCCGCUUUUCGGGUCGGGCUGGAGUACGCGGUCGACGUAGCCCUGCAGGGUGCUCACGCUGCUGAUCACCUCCUCGUUGGCCUCGCGGCGGCGGCGAUUGCGGGCCUCCUGCCCGCGCGCGUUGGCGACGAUCUCGAGCAGGCGCCGGGCCUCGCCGAUCAGGCCCGCGUCGAGCAGCCGCAGGGCCUGCACGUAGCGCUCCCCGUCGAACUCCGGCGCGCGAAAGCGAUGGCAGAAAAAGCACUUCGCGCGGAGCAGCUCCUCCACCUCGCCGGCGAGGUGGGGGUUGAUCACGUGGAGCGGCUCCUCCGCGGCCCGCCGGGGCAUCCGAAUGAAGCCGAAGUGGCCCUGGCAGCGCUCAUUCCCCAGGCGGCCGCAGGGGGCGUUCGUGCAGGUCGUGCAGGCCUGCGUGGGGAAGCCGCGCGCGGCGAAGUUCCCCAUCCGCGUGUCGUAAAACGUCGCGUCGAGGGCGUCGGCCUGGCGGACGGGGCGCCACGGCGCGGACUUGUCCUCCCGCCCGCAGCGCACGCGGACCUCGACGAAGGCGCCGCUCGCCAAGUCCUCCGAGCUGAGGAGGGAGAGGAAAAGGCCCUGUUUGGCCUGCACUAG
Phytomonas sp. Hart1 is the source of this 1665-nucleotide messenger RNA. The record is from the annotation of a GenBank genome assembly. NCBI's taxonomy places the organism in Eukaryota, Euglenozoa, Kinetoplastea, Trypanosomatida, Trypanosomatidae.